Prunus armeniaca (apricot) is the source of this 1134-nucleotide messenger RNA. Lineage: Eukaryota; Viridiplantae; Streptophyta; Magnoliopsida; Rosales; Rosaceae. The record is from the annotation of a GenBank genome assembly.
AUGGAAGCUAGAUCAAGGGAAGAGGCUUUAAGGAUGGAGGCUAGAACCAAACAAUUGGUAGAGGCUGAGAGGGAACAUUUACUAAGUCAGCUUUCCCACCUCAUCCCCAAUUUUGAUCCAAGCAUGCUUAAACCGAAAACUAGCCCCUGUCAAAACCAAGGUCUAGAGCAAAGUCCCAAAAUUCCAAUGUCUGAUAAAGCAAGCUGCUCUGGGGCUGAUGUGAGAUCCCUACAUUUAGAGGAUGAUACUGCCAAAAAUGGGGAACAGCAGGAAGAAACGAAAAAAGAUGAAGGCAAAAAGGAAGACACAAAUGAUGAAGAGAAGAAAGAAGAAAAACAAGAUGAAGAAAAGCAUGACGAGGAGGGUAAUGAAGUAGUUGAUUAUUCAAAUGUGGAGGUGCCAUCUUCCUUACAAUCCCUUUGUCGUUAUGUGGAAACUACACUAAAGCCACAGGGGAAGAUCAUGACCUUCAACAUUGAGAAGGAGGUGUUUGGUGCAGAUCGAGGUACCUUCGUCUUGCAUGAAGAUAUUACACAGUUUGCAGGCAUGGAAGAAAUUGGGGCUACUGUGGUUGCAGUAUAUAUGAGGUGCUUAUAUGAUCUUUUGAGAGAAGCAAAUAUGUGCAGCAUGGUUGGCUUUAUCGACCCUGCUCAAGUUAGUGCCAACGCUGGGUCACUAACUGACAGAUCACGAAUUGUAGCCAGUCGACUUCAGAAAACAGAUGGUGAACAGAUUUUCAUGAUGCCUUACAAUCCAGGCCGUCAUUGGGUCUUGCUGAUUGUGAGAGCAAAGAGGGAAACCGUCUAUUUUCUGGAUCCUCUGCCUGGAAAUCGUGUGGUUGAUGAGGAGGGCAAAAACAUCGUGAACAGUGCUUUAAAAAUUUAUAAUUCCCACAUAGGCAGACCAGGCCGUAAAGCACCAAUUUGGAAAACUCUGCCAGGCACACCAAAGCAACCCAGCAGUGUCGAAUGCGGGUAUUAUGUGAUGCGCUUCAUGAGGGACAUCAUCAUGGAUCCUUCCUUGGAGUUUGAGAAGAAGUUUGCCAAGGGAAAAGAUCAAGCGCCAUACCCCCAAGCAGCCAUUGAUGAAGUCCGGAAAGAAUGGGCAGAGUUUGUUUGCCUUCAUAUGGAUUAG